Molecule: messenger RNA, 2213 nt
Organism: Argentina anserina (silverweed cinquefoil)
Lineage: Eukaryota; Viridiplantae; Streptophyta; Magnoliopsida; Rosales; Rosaceae
Product: diacylglycerol O-acyltransferase 1
Exons: 16
Coding region: 359-1927 (522 amino acids)
Biological process (GO): triglyceride biosynthetic process
Cellular component (GO): chloroplast envelope; endoplasmic reticulum membrane
Molecular function (GO): diacylglycerol O-acyltransferase activity
Source: RefSeq, a predicted model, not a curated record
GCCGGGAAGAAAGGACCGGGAAGCGGUUAGGUCCUGAAGGCCAGGUCUGCAGUGGCAAGCGUCUGCUUCUCCCUCGCUCACUCUCUUCAGCUCCACGCCAAGCCGCUCUGGUUUUCUCUCAAGCCCAGUACCCUUUUCGCUUUCUAUUCUACUCCCCAACCUUCACACUCUCACUUACCUCAUCAUCAUCUCAUCAUCAUCUCUCUCUCUUAUUAUUUAUAAAUACUGCUCACCUCUUCCGCACAUUGAUCGCCACUUGGUCAAUUCUCUUCUCCAGCUUUAAAAGCCUUUUCGAGCUCUCUCUUUCUUCCUAAUUCCUAUCUCAAUUUCUGGUGUGGAUAGUGGCGGUAGUUUUCCGAUGGUGAUUUCAGAUUCGCCGCCUGAUGGCGGAGGCGCCGUCGCCUCGAUUCCGGCGGCGGUGUCCGAUCUGCGGCGGAGGCCGAUCGCGAGAGAGGACGUGGAUUCGGAUUCUAAGGGCGGGAAAUUGGUCGGGGGCUCGACCUCCAGUGAGGACUCGGUGCUGGCGAAGAUCACCGGUGACGAUAGCAAGGCGAUGAAUGAAGGUUCUGCGGAGUCGGUUCGCAGCGGCGGGGAGGAGGAGGAGAAGAAGAAGGAGAGCGGUGAGGAUGGAGGCGGCUCUACGGUGAAGUUUGCUUACCGGCCUUCGGAGAUUCCGGCUCACCGGAGGAUUAAGGAGAGUCCGCUCAGCUCCGACGCCAUUUUCAGACAGAGCCAUGCAGGUCUUGUUAACCUGUGUAUAGUAGUACUUGUUGCUGUAAACAGCAGGCUUAUUAUCGAGAAUUUAAUGAAGUAUGGUUGGUUGAUUAGAACCGGUUUUUGGUUUAGUUCAAGAUCAUUGCGAGAUUGGCCCCUUCUUAUGUGUUGCCUUACUCUUCCUAUUUUCCCACUUGCCGCCUUUCUAGUUGAGAAGUUAGCAGUACAAAAGCGUUUAAAAGAAUCUGCUGUUGUUUCUCUUCAUAUCGCCAUUACUACAACUGCACUUUUGUAUCCGGUUUUCGUAAUUCUGAGGUGUGAUUCUGCUGUUUUAUCUGGCGUUACAUUAAUGCUCUUUGCUUGCAUUGUGUGGUUAAAACUCGUCUCCUUUGUGCAUACAAAUUAUGAUAUAAGAUUGGGUACCAAAUCAGUUGAUAAGGUGGAUGUUGUGCCCGGUACUGCAGGCGUUGAUUGCUCUCAUGAACUUAACUUGAAAACUUUGGCGUACUUCAUGGUUGCCCCAACAAUAUGUUACCAGACUAGUUACCCUCGUACCCCAUCUGUUCGAAAGAGUUGGGUGUCCCGUCAAUUUGUCCAGUUAAUCAUAUUCACUGGAGUCAUGGGAUUUAUGAUAGAACAAUACAUCAAUCCUAUUAUCAAGAAUUCUCAACAUCCUUUAAAGGGGAACCUUUUAUAUGCAAUAGAAAGGGUUUUGAAGCUUUCUCUUCCAUGUUUAUAUGUGUGGCUAUGCAUGUUUUAUUGCUUUUUUCACCUAUGGUUAAAUAUUCUUGCUGAGCUGCUCUGUUUUGGGGACCGAGAGUUCUAUAAAGAUUGGUGGAAUGCAAAAACAGUUGAGGAGUAUUGGAGAAUGUGGAAUAUGCCUGUGCAUAAGUGGAUGGUUCGCCAUAUCUACUUUCCUUGCUUGCGAUAUGGAAUGCCAAAGGGAGCUGCUGUCAUGAUUGCUUUCCUAGUGUCUGCUAUAUUUCAUGAGCUAUGCAUUGCUGUUCCUUGUCACAUAUUCAAGUGGUGGGCUUUCUUAGGAAUCAUGUUCCAGGUACCACUGGUCUUGAUCACAAAUUACCUGUGGGAUAAAUUCCAGAACUCGAUGGUUGGAAAUAUGAUCUUCUGGUUCAGUUUUUGCAUUCUCGGUCAACCGAUGACUGUGCUACUAUAUUACCAUGACUUGAUGAAUCGAAAAGGAGCAAACUGGUGAACUUCAUGUGGAUCCAAUAGUUCUAGAAGCAAUUUCCCCCCUAGAGAUAUUCAUGUGCAAGGCAACUUCCCUCGUGGAGUCGUGCUGCUAUUGCUGCUGCUGGUCGACAUCAUGCCGCAUCCUUUGCGAAGUCUACAAAUUGAAGUAUUCAUUGAUCCAUAAAUUGUGCAUCGAGAGCAUAAUUUUUUUGGUGAUUCAAUGAAUCCUACAUACAACUUCGGAAUGUAAUGACCACUAGCAGUAAUUACCUAGUCGCCUUUCUCUAAUCUACGUAUAGUUACCAAUU